UCAAUUGUUACCCUUUAUAAUCAAUGAUCCAAUGCAAUAUUUAUUUAACACAUAAAAAUCUCAACAAUAUUUUGUAAAUAUGUAUAAAAUUUUUUUUAGCUUUGUUAUAUAGCUUUAUUUACUGGAGGAGGGGUGUGUGUGUGUGACAAAUUACCAGAACAUGUAAAACUUAAUCCAAAGCAUGUGACAAUUUUGUGAAUCGCCUAAGCUCAUAACAUUGUAUGUGUACUGGUAUGUCUUUACAUUCUAACCUGCAGACAAAGACAAGGACAGGUCAGGUACAGCAAAACUAUUAUGUCUGACACCUGUCUCCUGUACCUGAAUUCACCUGACAACAUGCUGUCUUCUUCAAAUUAUAUGUUUCUCUUUCUCAUAAAUUCAGUUUGUUUUAAUUAUCUGUAAAUCGUUUUCUUGAUGAGUAAUUAAAUUAUCACAAGUAUAAGAAACUUAUAAAAUAAGGAAUAUAUAUACAUUCCUAUACUCUACUGUUUUAGAAAUGAAGAACAUAUCAGAAAGUGAAAAAUGAAAUAAAUUUACCUGAGAGUGGUAUAAUUAAGGUGUCUGAAUACUCCUCACAAAUUGUUUUCAAACUGGGGAAGGAAUCCUGGUAUAAUACCAUUAUAUUGGUGGUACAUCUGCACUAAAAGGGACCAUGCAGUGCUACUUUUUUUUAGAUCUAAGAGAUUUCCAAACUCCACAGAAAACCAUGUGGAGAAAAGUAGUUUGGUGGAGUUUUCUUCUUGGGUCAGUCUCAACUGUGCAAGCUAACACACUGUGUCCCAGUGGAAGCCCUUUUAUUGUCAAAAAGUGCUCAAAUGAUAGCGCAUGUUCCACUGUGUCGGAAUAUUGUCACCAGGGCACCUGCUGUCCCAAAGAUCAUGUUAAUACAGCUCAAGCCCGUUGUUCCUAUGAUGCCAUGUUCGUACCACAGACAGAGUGUAAAGCUGAUCCCAAUGUCUGUCGGGCGGGGGAUAUAUGUGAUCCAGUGACAAAGUGGUGUUGUCCCCCUUUGAGAGAAAAGCGUUGUCCAGAAGGAUACCAGGUUCAGACAUUUUGUCGGAAUGGUGAGGCUUGUCCCGGAGGCAUGGAUUGUAUAGAUGGCUCAUGUUGUCCUGUUCCCUUGAACUCAGGCCCAGUCUUUACUUGCCCAGGAGGUAAUCCUGUGAUCAUAAAGUCCUGUGCUAAAAAUGAAUCCUGUUCUCAGACAGAGUUCUGUCAUCUAGGAACAUGCUGUCCCAGCGCAAUCAACAAGAAAACAGGAGACUGUCCUGCGGUUGCUGAUGGUGUCUUUGGUAUAUGUGUGGAGGAGUGCUCUAAUGAUGCUGCCUGUGACAGUGAUCUGAAAUGCUGCUCCAAUGGAUGUGGUCACACAUGUCAAAAGCCUACAAUCUUGAAGACUGGUAAGUGUCCUGCGAGCCUGAACAGACUGGGUGGGCUCUGUAUUGGACAGAAGGAUGUGCCCAGCUGUAAGAAUGACCAGGACUGUCCAGGAAAGGAGCUGUGUUGUAGGAGUGAAUGUGAGGUCAAUGUCUGCUCCUCACCAGAAGAAAAAACACCAUGCCAGAGAGAGCUGGAGGCUGCCACCAUACAGGUGUUGUCCCAAGUAGACAGUUGUAACCCAGUAUUCAUACCCAGGUGUGACUCAAAUGGGAACUUUCACAGAACUCAGUGCUAUGAUCAUAAUGGAAUGUGUUUUUGUGUUUUCCCUAAUGGAACAAAAAUUCCUGGAACUGAAGAAAGGGGAAAUCCCGAUUGCUCUCGAGCAACUAAACCAGGAGUUUGUCCUCACUACACCACUCUGCCAGCUAUAGAUCUUCGGUGUAUGGAGACCUGUCAAUCAGAUGACAGUUGUCAAGGUGACCAGAAAUGCUGUUCUAAUGGGUGUGGCUACCAUUGUAUGGGACCUGUGGGCCACAAUAGUGUGACAACCAGGAGAAAAAGAAAUGCUCAAGCCCGUUGUUCUUAUGAUGCCAUGUUCGUACCACAGACAGAAUGUACAGCUGAUCCCAAUGUCUGUCGGGCGGGGAAUAUAUGUGAUCCAGUGACAAAGUGGUGUUGUCCUCCUUUGAGAGAAAAGCGUUGUCCGGCAGGAUACCAGGUCCAGACAUUUUGUCGGAAUGGUGAGGCUUGUCCUGGAGGCAUGGAUUGUAUAGAUGGCUCGUGUUGUCCUGUUCCCUUGAAUUCAGGCCCAGCAAUGUUAAGCUACUCCUGUACGGCAGAUGGUAUGGUGACAUCAACAAGGUGUGACCUAGAAGGAGGCUGUACUGGUGCCUUUCAUUGUGAAAGUGGCUUCUGCUGUCCCACCAGGCUGAACGAUGGAGAACAUGUUUGUCAAGUGGACAGCUACAGGAGUACACAGCGCUGUGAUUCAGAAGGAGGCUGUGCCAGCGGCUCCCACCAUUGUGAGAGUGGAUACUGCUGUCCUACCAGGCUGAAUGAAGGACACGUUUGUCAAGUAGAUAGCUACAGAAGUACACAGCGCUGUGAUUCAGAAGGAGGCUGUGCCAGCGGCUCCCACCAUUGUGAGAGUGGAUUCUGCUGUCCUACCAGACUUAAUGAAGAACAUGUUUGUGAAGUGGACGGCUACAGGAGUACACAGCGCUGUGAUUCAGAAGGAGGCUGUGCCAGCGGCUCCCACCAUUGUGAGAGUGGAUACUGCUGUCCUACCAGGCUGAAUGAAGGCACAAUAUGUUUAUACCGCCGUUACAUAGCAACCUCUGUGACCUACAUAGGGUCAGUUGCCUCGGGAACCAUGCCUUCUGUGGAGGCAUGCAAGGCAGCCUGCGACCGUGACACAAUUAGCGAUUGCAUCGGGGUCGUGUAUCAAGAUAAUACUGACAAAUGCACAAAGUUUCCCGACACAAGUCAUUUAACAAAAGUGGCCAGUGCCAACUCUGAGUUCUAUGAGAGGCAUUGCCAAUUUUCAGCAGGACUGUGCCCAGACCAGGACAAUGUGCUACUGUCGGACGGAGUCCCCAAGACCUGCUAUGUGGACACCGACUGUGAGGUCAACAGCUUCGGCUGUAUCAAGGGUCACUGUUGUCCCAAAGGUCAAGUCAGCACUGUGCCACCAGUAGUGACAACCUGCUCCAAUGGGGCAAAUCCUGCUAAAAAUGUGAAUGGAUUCACUAAGACAUGUACAGUGGCAAGUGACUGUGGAGAACCAGCUACCUGCGAGAACCAGAUUUGCUGUCCAGCUCCUAUACAGGAAGAGCUUUGUCCAAACAAAAGCUUGCCUUUGAUGGAGAAUGGCAAACCCAAAGCUUGUAUGGGCAUUCUGCAGUCGGAGUGCGGCAGUUCUGGAGACUAUACCUGUAAAGGGACUGGAGACUCCAAAUACUGCUGUCCUGCCAGGCUGAAUAACAAUGAGCUUUGUCCUAACAAAGGGAUGCCUUUGCUGAACUCUGCAGGGAAUGCCCAGAGAUGUGCGUCGACCAUGGAUUGUGGAGAUGGUACCUACAGCUGCCAGAGCUCCAAUAUUGAUGGCUACAAGUACUGCUGUCCCGCCAAACUGCUCAUCACUGAAAUGUGUCCAAACAUUGGGUAUGUUUUGGUCCAUGAUGGACAUCCAAAGAGGUGUAGCCUGGACUUUGAGUGUAUCAGCUCCAGUGGAGAGUUCUCCUGUGUGAAGAAUUACUGCUGCCCCAAGGACCCUAGUCAGGCUGUGUGCCCCAACAAUGGAGGACUGCUGUUGGAUGAGGCACAGCAACCUAAACUCUGCAUGGAGAUUAUUGAGUGUCAGGGAUCAGGAAAGGGAGCCUACUUUUGUAAUAAUGGCUACUGCUGUCCCGAGUCAGGUUCUCUUGCUGUGUGCCCCAAUAAUGAGAAGAUGAAGCUGGUUAAUGACAAGGCAGUGACUUGUGUCCAUGAUGCAGACUGUGGAGAGACCUUGUGGUCGUGUCAGGGGGGACAUUGUUGUUCCCGCCCAGUCAAUACAGUUUGUCCAAAUGGAACUGCCCCUAUGUGUUGCAAGCUAGAUUUGUGUGUUCAGAAUUCUUGUCCAUCAAAUCCAACCGCCAAGUGUCGAAUUAAUCCGUGUGGCGGGUGUAAAGUGGAAUUCUAUGAUGACAAAAAUACCCCUGUAGAUUGUGAUUCAGCUUUAUCCAGAUGUGAAAAGUUGAGAUUAAAGGCCCUAACAGUUAAUGCCUUCUGGAUGGAUACUGAUGUGGAAUAUUCCAGAAUGUAUCUUGGACAAUUGGAAUCACAGAAUGUUCAGGAUAACAGUUUGCAAGUUGCAGAAAGGGUGAUAUCCUCAGGUAAGCCCGGGGAGUGUAUGGGUCUGUCUCCCACAGCUGUCAGGGGUUUAAUCAACGACUGUACGACUGAUGAAGACUGUCCCAGCACCAGUAAAUGCUGUCUCAACAAGUGUCAGGUCCCCAUUAACAUUUUACCGCGACAGAAUGCAUGCGAUUUGCUCCCAGUGGCCGGCCCCUGUAAGGGCCGCAUGGUCCGCUAUUUCUUCAAUUCAGCCAACAAGCAGUGCCAACAGUUUGUGUAUGGUGGUUGUCAAGGAAACGAUAAUAACUUUGGGUCUCAAGAAGCCUGUGAGAGAGCCUGCUCUGCCGCUGGACUUCCACCCCAGUGCUUGCCUGCUCCAGACCCUGGGAGAUGUAAGGCCCAGAUUCCAAUGUACUUCUACAACAUCACCAGCAAUCGAUGUGAGAAGUUUGAUUAUGGAGGCUGUGAUGGGAACAGAAACCGGUUCUUGACCCUGACACAGUGCCUCAGUACAUGCAGUUCAAAGGAUGUACAAGCUGGGCCUUGUGAGAAAAUACGAUGUGCAGCUGACACCAUUUGUUUGCCUGUCAGUGGUACCGAAGCCAAGUGCAUAUCUGACAAAGUUCCCCCAGUUGUGGAUGGGAACUUCGUCCCAGACUGUCUGGAGAAUGGUGACUUUGCCGAGAUGCAGUGCUUGGGUUCUCUGUGCUGGUGUGUGGAUGUUCAUGGGGACAUGAAACCCAACACUAUGAGAGUGGGGAAGCCACCUUGCUACAAAUCGGUUUCAGGGGUCACAGGUGCUGAUGAAAUUUCCAAAGUACCAGUGUGUGCUGAUGGCAGUGCUCCAAUGCUGUGUGAUAAGAAUGAGUGCAGGACAGCUAAGUGUGAGGGUCGGAAGGACGCCACCUGUGUGGUGGACCCCUGUAACAAAUGUCAGGUCUCCUUCAGGGACUCCAACAACAAACCAGUCACCUGUGAAGUCGACAAAUGUUCUCUGAAGAUUCCUAUUUCUGCAUCUCGGAAUAAGCAAGGCUGUGGAAAUUUGGUUCAGCGCUGGGUGCAUGAUGCAAACACUGGAAAAUGUGAACACUUUCUGUUCUCUCCUUGUGAUGGAGAAGAUGUGUAUUAUACGAGUCAGUGGGAGUGUAGAUCCAAAUGUAUAGGUACCAUCUGUGAUGGUAAAGGUCCCAAGAGUUGCAGCACUAGUUGUACUGAUCAGGUGUGUCGUCGAUUUCCGGCCGCUCAGUGUCAGGUACACCCCUGUACCUGUGAUGUGGUCUUCUAUGACCUGGUCUCCAAUGUACCUGUAGACUGUGAUUCAGUCACUCCACUAUGCCAGCUGAGACGAUCACAGGAAAAACGGAAAGCUUUGAUGCAGGAGAUGGACAGCUCUAAGGUGUCAGAGUCGGUGCCCAUCUCUGUGUGUGAUGCCAAGGGGGAGUUUACUCCACAACAGUGUGACACAAAAGCAAAGAAAUGCUGGUGUGUGGAUGGCCUGGGGAACCAGCUUCAGGGAUCAGAAAGAAUUGGAACCAGUCCAGGACAGGACAUUGGUUGCAAGCAGAAUAAAACCACUUCAGCAGUGGUAUCUUUGUUAUUCAACUUGGAUUAUAAUGUGUAUGUCCAAAGCAAAGAAGACAAGCUAAAACAGGUUGUGAUGGCAAAAUUAAAGGAAAUAUCUCCAAAGAUGGUUCAAUAUGUCAAGUCAGUGAAGAUAAGGAAGGGCAGUGUGUAUGUUGAUGUUGAGUUCGGACAAACUAUGGCUUCUACAGAACCAGUGGACAUUGGGAGCCUGGUGAAUGUCCUGGAGAACGAGGUAUACAGCGGACUGGACAUGAGAUUUGAGGGCCAGACUAUAACAGCGGAGCCCUCCGUGUCUUCCUCUUUUACCUUCCAAGCUCAGACGGCAGGAGAUGUGUCCAAAUCUCCAGCAGACGGGAGCAACGACAGCCAGACAACAACCAUUGUUGUUGUUGUUGUUAUCUGCGCUGUUGUUUUAAUCGCCAUACUGGUGUUCUUUGUUAUUCGUAAAAGGAGAAGUCAAGAAAAGGCAUUUUCAAACCUUAAUACAAGUGAUCCUGAAGGAAGUCCCAUAAAACAGAAUUCAGUGUAUUACCAAAACAAGGCUUGUGACAGAAAAUAAUCCCUAAAGGGGAGCAACUCUUCAGAAAUCCAGGAAAUCCAGGAAAUCCAUCAUUGUUUGAGACCACCUUGGAAGUCAUCAUUUUGCUCAUAAUGUGCUAUGUAUAUUUUUCACAUGAUUGUAAAUGAAGUUUAUUAUAUUGGAUUUUUCAUGAUGAGAAGUAAGAUUCUGAAAUAGAGAAUUUAACUAAGGGAAAAACACAAAAAUUAUAAAUGAUAAUUUUUAUUUAUUAAAUGAAAAUUACCAUAUAUAUACAAUGUAACUUAGGUAACAUAUGACUCAAUAUAUGAAAUAAAUAGAUAAAAUAAAAUGCAUUAUUAUAUUAAGAAAUAAAUCAAAGAAGUGCAAGUUAAUACACUUUUACAGAUAAAUAAUAUGUUGAUGUCAAAAUUAUUUUGUGUUCAAUUUAUGAAUAUGAAAUAGUUCUUCUAAAGAGCAUUUAAUGGUUAAAAUAUCCGUUUGUAUCAACAGCCUGCCAUGAUUUAAUUGGAAUUUAAAAUGUCAGCAUCUGUUAUGCGUAAUAAGAAGUAGGCUUGAAGCUUAUACUGAAGUGCAUCUACUUAUUUAUAAUUAGAGCUACCAAGUUUUAGCUCUGACAGUUUUCAAACAAUGAACAAAUUUACAUUUGAACAAGAAACAAUAGCUACUUUGAUUCUGUUUUGUUUUGUCUUAUUACAGGCAAAUUUCAUUUUUUGACAAAAUAUUCAUUGAUUCAAGUAUAUUACAGUAUAUACAUGUAAACUUAAAAGAUAUUUCAUGACAUUUUUGACAAUUUUAGUAUCAAAAUAUACACAAGUUGUUUGUAUAAUAAGCUUUACAGCACUUAUAACAAUUUAUAAAUUCUUGUGCUAGACAUGUACUUUGUAGCUUUUGUACUUUUCUAUCUCUUUGUGAUGUUUAAAUCGUUUACAUUCCCUACCAAAUUGUUAGAUUUUGUGUUGUAAAUAUGGACAUCUCAGAUGUAUACCUCACUGUGUAUGUUGUGCUAUAUAAUGUAACAUUUACAUGUGGUUGCUGGUUCAUCCUAGUGCAUAAACUCAUACACAAAACACACAUACAUACAUACGCUAUUGAUGGCAUGGGUAAGAAAUCAUUUCUAAAAUUUGUUGAACUUUAUUUAAUGAAUUUGUGAUGUUUCAAAACAAAUCAUGUAAUAAAUUUGGGUAUCAAA
Messenger RNA from Magallana angulata, 7532 nucleotides. RefSeq lists its product as uncharacterized. Lineage: Eukaryota; Metazoa; Mollusca; Bivalvia; Ostreida; Ostreidae. The record is from RefSeq and is a predicted model, not a curated record. The transcript has 45 exons. Gene Ontology annotation, molecular function: serine-type endopeptidase inhibitor activity. Gene Ontology annotation, cellular component: extracellular region; cell surface; plasma membrane. The coding region runs from base 653 to 6361 and encodes 1902 amino acids.